AGCUUGCAUCGUCGCAACCUCACUCCUGACACUCCCCAUUCACACUCACGACACAUCAUCGCAACACGCUACGAUACCCAUUUAGCUUCAUCAUAUCCCUAUCACCACAGCUUAUCUAGAUCCACAAACGCGUAGCUACAGCUAUCAGCCAUGGCGGUUAUCUCCAGCAGCUCCGAAGCCUCACCAGCUCCUCCCACCCUCUACCGCGGCACCGAGAGCAUGCAUAUACGCUUGACCCUCCCUGCGCUCUCCCCGCCGGAGGAAUUCCCCGAAUGUACCACGGCAACUGCAAAGUAUCCUGCCAAAACGCACGCGCGCUCGGUGGCCUCACGGCUCCCGACAAAAUACGGGUUGAUCUACCUCGAGGGAAUGCCGUCACAGACUUUUGAGGAUUCCGAUAUGUCGCCGAAGUUCAGGCAGAGACGCGGGUUCCUGUAUAUGUCCGGUGUCGUGGAUAUUCCCGAUUGUAAGCUGGUGUAUAACAUCGAGACGGAUCACUUGACGCUGUAUAUUCCGCCCCUGGAUCCGAACACGGUGCUGUGGACGGGGAUGCCGUUGGGGCUCGAGGAGUGUCUGAAGAAAUAUGAUAUCGAUGCAUGCUCCCUCACCACAUCCCUCACCCACGACCUCCUCCAUUACCACCUCUCCCACCCUCUCUCACCGGUCUACCACCUCCCCACGCACACCCCGCACCCCGCCGGUAUCCCCUCCACCCUCGUCCUCACAACCCACCACCUCUCCGCGGCCCUUUCCACCAGCCGCGUCUACAAAACGCCCUUCGAGAUCUCCCUGAUCCGGCACGCGAACGCGAUCACCUCCGCCGCGCACCGUGCUGUCCUGUCCACACUCCGCUCGGGCUACGCCACGAACGAGACGCAUCUCGAAGCGGCCUUCCUCAGCGCGUGCACCGCGCGCUUCGCCAAAACGCAAGCGUACGACCCGAUCAUCGGGGCGGGGCGCAACGCCGCCACGCUGCACUACACGCUCAACUCCGCGCCGCUGAAGGGCCGGCAGCUCCUCCUCGUCGACGCCGCCGCCGAGUGGCAGGGCUAUGCCGCAGACGUCACCCGCACCUACCCCAUCCCCGGCAGCAAGAUCUCGGACGAGGCUAGGGCUACAUACCGCCUCGUCGAGCAUAUGCAGGCAGAGUGCAUACACCGCUGCGUGGCCGGCGCGGACUUCCUCGAGCUGCAUAGGCUAGCCCACAGACUGGCCGUCAGGGGACUAUUGAAAAUGGGCAUCCUCCGCGGCCGCGAAGAGGAGAUCCUGCUGGCCGGCACGAGCCGCGCGUUCUUUCCGCAUGGCCUGGGCCACAUGCUGGGGCUGGACGUGCACGAUGUCGACCUGCCGCCCAUUCCCUCCUCCUCCUGCUCCUCCUCUCCUACCACCCCCACCACUGCCCACGUAGUCGACGAAGUGCUCCCGCUGCACCGCGGGGAAAAAGCGCGGAUCAUGGCCCCCAGACUGCUCGAGGAGAACAUGGUCGUCACGAUCGAGCCCGGGAUCUACUUCUGCGAGUGGAUUGUCACGCCGUACCUCCGCGACCCAGUGCACGCGAGGUUCAUCUGCGAGAAGGUCCUCGAUAGGUUCUGGGAUGUGGGCGGCGUCAGGAUCGAGGACGAUAUUCUCAUACUGGCAACGGGGAGGGGGAAUGAUAAUUUGACGGGUGCGCCGAAGUGGUAGGUACUGGGGAGUGCUGGGGGGGUAGUUGGGGUUUGUAUAGGUUGGGGGUUGGGAUUGUAGGUAUAUAGGGCGUUUUCUUGGGUCGUUUUCUUAGUCGUUUGCGGAGAUGUUAUACCAUUGUCAGCUAUGUAGAAGAGGGUAGAGGAGGCUUUUGACGUCAUGCAUGGACUCGUAUCUCUUCUGUCUUGUGUUCGAAAACCCAGAAUCUAUAGUCAGUACCUAGCCACACUAGCAAUUACGUAUACCCCCGGCCUUCUUCCCUCGCCCCUCUCCC
Molecule: messenger RNA, 1957 nt
Organism: Tricharina praecox
Lineage: Eukaryota; Fungi; Ascomycota; Pezizomycetes; Pezizales; Pyronemataceae
Exons: 3
Coding region: 151-1683 (510 amino acids)
Molecular function (GO): manganese ion binding; metalloaminopeptidase activity
Source: RefSeq, a predicted model, not a curated record